AUGGCGAGGUGCGAGGACGCGGCUUUGGACCUGGACCCAACCUGGGGGAAGUUUGCCGUGCUUAAAUUUGCGAGGGUCGGCUGCAGUACAAGUAAUAGUACUGGUACUAGUAAUACGACUGGUAUGAGUAAUAGUAUGGGUACGAGUAGUAUUAUGGACAUGAGUAAUAGUACCAGCAGGAGUAGUAGUACGGCUAUGAGUAGUAGUACUGGUAUGCGUAGCAGUAUGAAUGGUAGUACGAGUAUGGGUAGUAGUACAGGUUCAAGUAGGAGUACGGGUACAAGUAGUAAUAUGGGUAUUAAUAGUUCGGGAACAAGUAGUAGAGCGAGUAGGAAUAGUAGUAUGAAUACGAGUAGUACGGAUAUGAGGAAUAGUAGCAAUACGGGUAUGAGUAGUAGUGUGGGUACGACUAGUAGUACAAGUAGUGGUAGUAGUAGUACAAGUAGAAGUAGUGGUAUGAGUACGAGUAGUAGUACGGGCAUGAGUAGUGGUACAGGCAUGACUAGUAAUACUGGCACGAGUAGUAGGAAGGGCACUAGUAACAAUAUGGACACCAGUAGUAGAGCGGGCAUGAAUAGUAGCACAGGGACGAGUAGUAGCACGGGAACGAGUAGUAGCACGGGAACGAGGAGUAGUACGGGCACGAGUAGUACUAGUACGAGCAAUACUAGUAUAGAUAGUUGUAGUACUGCUACUGUAAUUGCACUAUUACUACUAUAA
Molecule: messenger RNA, 720 nt
Organism: Penaeus vannamei (Pacific white shrimp)
Lineage: Eukaryota; Metazoa; Arthropoda; Malacostraca; Decapoda; Penaeidae
Source: RefSeq, a predicted model, not a curated record